Messenger RNA from Anastrepha ludens (Mexican fruit fly), 3777 nucleotides. RefSeq lists its product as uncharacterized. The coding region runs from base 1 to 3777 and encodes 1258 amino acids. Lineage: Eukaryota; Metazoa; Arthropoda; Insecta; Diptera; Tephritidae. The record is from RefSeq and is a predicted model, not a curated record. The transcript is spliced from 5 exons. Gene Ontology annotation, biological process: DNA integration. Gene Ontology annotation, molecular function: nucleic acid binding; zinc ion binding.
AUGCAAGGGGAAGAUAUAGAUCGAGCAGCCUUUCUAAGACUGAAAACCAAGGCUAUUUUCAACAGAUUGGAGCGCUUAAUCAAAGAGUUGGCCUCAGACAAGCUGCACAGUAUGGACGAGUACAGUAUUUCGGCAACGCUAGAAUCUCUGGUCGAAUUGAAAUCCAACUUUUCUGUCGCGCAUACAAGCUUAGAGGAAUUAGAUUUUGACUCCAUAGCCAGCGAUUUGCCAAGCCACUUCGACGCUGCUCUAAUCAACCUUAGGGCUAGCUUGCAACGCGAGAUAGGUAAACGUAGUACCUCUCAACAUUGCUCCACGUUCAGGAUGAACUCCAGUGAAGCCCAAUCAAUCGUCGUGAACGCCAAUAGUUCACGUCUACCAUUACUAACGCUGCCUAAAUUUUGUGGGGCCUACACUGAGUGGACAAAUUUCUAUUCGAUGUUCACGUCAAUUAUCGACAAGGACAGCGACCUCACAAACAUCGACAAACUACAACAUUUGUGUUCCUGUUUGAGCGGCGCUGCCCUCGACACCGUGCGGUCACUGGAAAUAAGCAAUGAUAAUUAUAAAACUGCUUUAGAACUUUUGCAGAAGCGUUUCGACAACAAACGUCUUAUAUUUCAGGCACACGUCAGGGAGAUAUUUGGGCUGAGCAAGGUGGAUUCAAACGUUGGCAUGCUCCGAAAGCUGACAGACAAGGUCACUUCACACAUUCGUGCAUUACAGUCGCUCGCAUCUAACGAGAAAAUUGCAGACUGCAUCAUCGUACAAAUGAUUCUCCAGAAACUUGACAAAACGACGCAGGCCAAAUGGGAGGAAACCUCUUCGAUCAGCGAGCUGCCAUCCUGGGAUCAAUUGACUGCAUUCUUGGAAAGGCGCUGCCGAAUGCUUGAGAAUGUUGAGCAUGCUGUUCAAGCACAGACUGGUCAGGCGUUAAGGCAUAGCAAAAACGACAGUAUUAGUCAAAGGAAAACGUUUGUCGCCUCCAAAGGCUCAACACGUGUUUGUGUAUUUUGUGGAGCACCCGAGCAUGCAAUUUAUAGUUGUCAACUUUUCGCAAAUUUAGAUCCGAACUCGCGCCUGGGGGAAGUUAAGAAGCUUGCACUUUGUCUUAACUGCCUCAAGGCUGGCCAUCAAAUGCGGGACUGCAAAUCCGGAUCGUGCCGCACCUGCCAGUCGAAACACCACACGCUCCUGCAUUUUAACCGCUCAACUGCUUCGUUAACCGAUAGUCAAGCCGAUGCUUCAUCGGUGGCCACAAUUCGAUCCAGUGCUAUGACUGCAUCGAUAUCUGCUUCGCUUAAUGCCCCCGUGUCUCCUUCUGAUGCUGUGCUCCUAGCUACUGCCGUCAUUCUUCUAUUCAAAACAAAAGCUUCUGCUACAGUCUCUGGAAUUGGAGAUGCCAACUUCCCAACGGAAGGUUACUCACUCGAUCUCGUACUUAAGUCGCGGACUUCAGAUUUUUCAACAAGCAUCACUGCCCUUGUUGUGAAAACCAUCACCGACAAUCAGCCUGGCUGCUCCGUGAGCACCAACGAGUGUAAUGUUCCGUCGAAUAUACCACUAGCCGAUCCUGGGUUCAACUUACCACAGCGUAUUGAUCUGCUCAUCGGAGCAGGACUGUUCUUCGAUCUACUUUGUGUGGGUCAGAUACGCUUAGGAUCUGGUUUACCACUACUUCAGAAAACUCGUCUCGGAUGGGUGCUAUCUGGAGGUGGGCAACAAACUCCAAACCUGUCAUCAUUCGUCGUGAGGCAGAAAUCCUCCAGUGGUCUCAUUCCCAGCACUCGGCUGGACUAUUUAGUACGUCGGUUUUGGGAGAUCGAGCACAUUUUCGAACCGAUCUCUAAGGCCUCCCAAGAAGAUCUUGACUGCGAAGCCCACUUCCAGGGAAAUUAUUUUCGAUUGCCAUCAGGUGAAUACUCUGUUCGUCUGCCCAUAAAACGCAGCAUGGAUGCCCUAGGAGACUCCUAUUUACAAGCUCGUCAACGCUUUCAAGGUCUGGAACGAAAAUUCGCCCGUAACCCUGAUCUAAAGGCAGAAUACAGUAAGUUUAUUAAGGAAUAUCUGGACCUCAACCACAUGUCGCUGGUUUCCAACGAGGUUGUACAACAAUGCAAGUACUUCCUGCCACAUCAUUGCGUUAUCAAGGAUGACAGUAGUACAACAAAAUUGAGGGUGGUUUUUGAUGGAUCUGCAACCACUACCUCAGCACUUACUGCAGACAUCUGUAAGAUGUAUAGGUGUGUUCGCGUCACUCCACCGGACAACAUGCUCGAAUGUAUUUUGUGGCGAGAAUCUCCACAAGAAGACUUUCGCAUCUAUAAGCUCGACACGGUGACGUAUGGAACUAGGCCUGCAGCGUUUCUAGCCAUCCGAGCCAUGCACCAACUCGCAGCAGACGAAUCCGCGACUUAUCCCAUUGGAGCAGAAGCGGUACUUCGGGACUUCUAUGUAGAUGACCUGAUAACUGGGGGCGAUUCAAUGGCAGAAGUACUCAACAUUAAACUGCAAACAACUAGCCUUCUUACCCGAGGAAGCUUCAAGUUACGCAAAUGGUGCUCUAAUAGUCCUGAGAUCCUUCGUGAUAUUCCUGACGUAGACAAGGAAAAGUUUCUUAAGUUUGACGAUGGCAGUGACAUCACCAAAGCACUGGGGCUUGUCUGGGAUCCGCACAAGGACAAAUUGCUAUUUUCAUUUGUACCACAAAGAGAAUUCGGAAAAAACUCCAAACGCUCUGCGUUGUCUACACUAGCUCGAUGUUACGAUCCCCUUGGACUAAUGGGGCCCACGCUGACCAAGGCGAAGAUUCUUCUGCAACGAAUGUGGAGAGAUAAGCUCGAGUGGGAUGAGAGUCUGCCACAAUCGUUAGACACUGCUUGGUCUGCUUUUUGCACUGGAUUUGCAGACAUGCAGUAUCUAUCAUUUCCUCGUUACGUUUUUCAGUCUGAAGCCAUUAGAGAAAUCCAUGCAUUUUGCGAUGCAAGCCUUGAAGCUUAUGGGACUUGUGUUUACACGCGAUCAACCAAGGACAACAACAUACAAGUUCACCUAUUAUGUUCAAAGGCCCGUGUCUCUCCACUAAAGACCGUCACCAUACCCAAGCUGGAACUCUGUGCAGCAACAUUGCUCGCACAGCUAAUGGGUGGCAGGAAAACAACAGCUCGCGUUCUACAAAAAUGCAUUAUCUGCCUCAAAUCAAGACCGAGACUCGUCGAGCACAUAAUGGCUGAUCUGCCCAAGGAACGCAUUCAGGCUUCGCGGCCCUUCAUAGUCACCGGUGUGGAUUACUGCGGCCCGUUUUAUUACAAGCCUGAAGUGCGCAACAAAUCGCCACAAAAAUGCUAUGUUAGCGUGUUCAUAUGCUUCGCUACAAAGGCUGUUUGGAUGGAGUUGGUAAGAGGCCUUUCAACGGGUGCAUUUAUUGACGCAUUAAAAAGAUUCAUAGCCACGCGUGGAAUACCAAGAUGUAUCUGGUCUGACAAUGCAACGAAUUUUGUAGGCGCUAAGAACGAGCUUAAGGAACUACGAGACUUAGUUCUCAGUGAAAAACACCGCAGUAAACUUCACAACUUUUGCCUCAGUAAUGGGUUCGAUUGGCGCUUCAUUCCCCCUCGCUCCCCGCACUUUGGCGGUUUGUGGGAAGCAGCCGUAAAGACAGCCAAGCAACAUUUCUAUCGUUCCGCUAGCUCAUCAAUUCUUGGGUUUGAUGAAUUGCGUACAUUGCAACAACAGCUCAUUAUAAUUGUUAAGAUAGCCUCUAAUAUUCCAUUGUAG